Dioscorea cayenensis subsp. rotundata (Guinea yam) is the source of this 550-nucleotide messenger RNA. Its product is annotated as EG45-like domain containing protein. Gene Ontology annotation, cellular component: cell wall; apoplast. Bases 34 to 426 code for a protein of 130 amino acids. Gene Ontology annotation, biological process: systemic acquired resistance. The record is from RefSeq and is a predicted model, not a curated record. NCBI's taxonomy places the organism in Eukaryota, Viridiplantae, Streptophyta, Magnoliopsida, Dioscoreales, Dioscoreaceae. The transcript is spliced from 3 exons.
AUAAAGAACAUAUACAAAGCUUGAUAUAUAACAAUGGCUAAGUAUACCGUAGCUCUUGUCUUGGCGGCCGUUCUUCUCUCCUCUGCUUCCUCUGUGCUUGCCGACUCUGGCACUGCCACUUACUACACGCCUCCCUACACUCCAUCAGCUUGUUAUGGGAACGAAGACGAAGGAGUGAUGAUCGCUGCUGCGAGUGAUGUAAUAUGGGACAACGGUGCCGCAUGUGGCCGGAGGUACUCGGUCACAUGCACCGGUCCGACGAACCAAGGCGUGCCACAACCAUGCAAAGGAACCAGUGUUGUUGUCACCGUCGUAGACUAUUGCCCUGCUGGUUGCCAAGGUACCAUUGACUUGUCUCAAGAGGCUUUCUCCAUCAUUGCUGAUCCUGAUGCUGGCAAAAUCAACAUUGACUUCACCCAGGUCUAGGGUGGAGCGCUAUAAAAGAAUGAUUAAUCAUCUAUAUAUGGUUGACAUCUUCUAAUUAUGAAUUACAAGGUUUUAACUCAAAAGAAACUAUGUCUUUUAUGGUGGUAAUAAAUAAAUAAAUGUU